AUGGAGAGUUCAGAUAGCAAGUCGACCGCUUCUGCACCGCCAGCUGGCACUACAUCUGCGCAACCACAAGCAGUCGCAAGGCCUCUCUCACCCCCAACGUCCGAGUCAGCUUCCAAAACUGAACCAAAGAUAUCAACUUCUCAAGACGCGCCAGGCCUCUCCACGCCACCCUUCUCACCCUCCAGUCAGACGCCAAUACUGCAAAAUGAACAAGAAGAGUUUGAAGGGAACGUGGAUGUCAACAACGACAUUCCAAGUCAAGAAGAUCUCCAGAAAGUAGGCGAUCUGCUGGUGCUGGAUGCGGAGGGCAAAAGUCGACCUUUCAAGGAGCUGUACAAUGCGCCUCAUGUUGCGCCACGGCAGCUGAUCAUCUUCAUCCGGCACUUUUUCUGUGGAAACUGCCAGGAAUACCUGCGCACGCUUUCUUCCUCGAUCAACGCCGAAGCUCUCCUCGCCCUUCCCACACCUACCUCCAUAACCGUAAUUGGAUGCGGAAAGCCCGCGCUCAUUCCCAUGUAUGCCGAGACGACGAAGUGUCCCUUCCCAAUCUAUGCCGACCCAACACGCAAGCUCUACGACCUCCUUGGCAUGACACGGACAUUCCAGCUGGGCGCAAAGCCCUCCUACAUGCAUACGAACAUGCUCAUCAACUCGGUGCAAUCCAUAUUUCAGGGUCUCAGUGCAGGCAAGAAUGCAACCAAGGGCGGCGACAUGAAGCAGGUGGGAGGAGAGUUCAUCUUCGAGAACGGCGCGUGUACCUGGGUGCAUCGCAUGAAGAACACGCGGGACCAUGCGGAAGUCGGUGACUUGAGGAAUCUGCUGGGUCUGGACGGCACGAGACCUCCUAUGAGGAAGCGCUGGAGCCACAACGUCAAGCAAAACAAGCCGGAUCGACGCAGCAUGAGCUGGGGCAGGUUGCGGAGUAAGAGUCGAGGCACGAAAGAGCUCGAGAAGGAUACGAACAGGAAAGUGGAAGAGGAAGACCCGAAGAAGAUGGUCGGCAGUCCGACAAUAUGACGAGCAAACGGCGAAAUUCGAGCAUCUGUACAAGGUGUGCGGGGGAAGUUAAGCAAGCAUGGAGUUACUGGUUGCAUUGCCGGCGUUGGAAUAUUCUAGUAGGCUCCGGGAGCCCUCCCGGCAGUUGCGCGUGAGAUACCUCAUUGUUCAAUUUAUGAAGCGUUUCCUCACAACAGUUGCUUCAAAAGAAGAUUCCAGUCAACUGUCUCUGAAAUCGCAUAUCAUCGGGAUGCA
Messenger RNA from Parastagonospora nodorum SN15, 1251 nucleotides. RefSeq lists its product as hypothetical. The record is from RefSeq and is a predicted model, not a curated record. The transcript has 2 exons. Bases 1 to 1017 code for a protein of 338 amino acids. NCBI's taxonomy places the organism in Eukaryota, Fungi, Ascomycota, Dothideomycetes, Pleosporales, Phaeosphaeriaceae.